GAAGCGCUAUCUAGCGAAGAAUCUGAAACUGCAGUGAGUUGCAGUAGUGAGUGAUUGGUGAGAGAUCCAAAAGGGCCCAAAUUCCUUUGCAGUGUUGCCAACACAUGAUAACAAUAAUAACACCAACAAGGCAACAAAAGUGAACUCUUCCCUCAUUAAAUUCCCCAUCCAAACAAGUGAGAGUUUCAGUGUCAGAAAACAAGAAAACCUGCAGUAACAUAUCAUCCAAAAUCUUUUCCACUCAAAUCACAGAAAAAGAGGCAAAAGAAGAAUCAUAUAUAGAGAUUCUCAAUCUCUUUCUCUCUCUAUAAACAACACCACUCAUCAGUGCCUAAAAGAUCUUUCUUUUUUCUUUGUUUUUUCAAUGAACAUGUUAGGCCUCAGAGACCUAGUUUUCAUAGCACCAACCCAUUCCCUUCACCAUCAUCACCAACAAGGCCAAACCAUAAUCUCACAAGACCACCACCAUAGCCAUGGCCAUACCAACAACAACAACAACAACAACGACAAUAACAAUAACAAUAACCUUCCUUUUCCUCCAUCAUCACUCAGCGUUGGCCUUGGAAUCUUCCCCCUCAUAACCGCCACACCCUGCAUGCCACAAGAUAACAAUAACAACCUUCACCAUGACCAACAACACCUUCUUGUUGGGACCAACACCACCACCACCACCACCACCACCAAUAACAGUUACUGGAACCUCAAGAUGUGUCCUGAAGUUUCAGAACACGACGGCGGCGGUGGUGAUGGAAACAACAACGGAGACGGUGGUGGUGGUAGUAUCUACGGCCCUGAAUUCAGGGUAUGCCAGGAUUGUGGCAACAGGGCAAAGAAAGAUUGCAGUUACAAGAGGUGCAGGACUUGUUGCAAGGGGCGUGGAUACGAUUGCAGCACUCACGUGAAGAGCACGUGGGUCCCCGUGUCGCAUCGCCGGGCACGUGAUAUGGCCGUUGUUGCUGCCAGUGAUGGUGGUGCUGCUGCUGCUCUUGGGGCUAAUAAGAGGCUUAGAGCUUUUGGGUCAUCACAAACAACUACAACUACUAAUACCUCUCAUAGUUCAACUUCUAAUGCUACCACAACUAAGAGUUUGGAUUCUACCUCUUGUCACCAGGAUGCUGAAUUCAAACAAUCUUUACCGAGCCACGUUCGCGCGCCGGCGGCGUUUAGGUGCCACAGAGUGUCUGCUAUUGGCAAUGGCGAAGAUGAAAUUACAUACUUGGCCACUGUCCACAUUUGUGGUCAUGUGUUCAAAGGGUUUCUUUAUGAUCAAGGUGCUGAUGGCAAGAAUGAUGAAGUUCCUUGUGUUUCAGUGUUGCAACUUGGAAACAGUGGGAAGAACAACAACAAUGGGGAAUGUUCCUCUCCAACUCCAAUUGGGGUUCCGAUCAGUGCCUACCCUGCUUCCGCUUGCUGAUAUAAUCUUGUUCAAAUAAAAGGGGAUGGAUCAAUCUCAUGAUGACGAUGAUGAGCUUCUGAAGACAGUUCAUUCUACAGUUUUGCAGGGGAAAACGGACGGCAUAAAAAUGUGCUAACUGCUAAGUUGCCUUUUACUUUUGUUAUUUUGUAAAAUUUCUCUUAUAUAUGUAGCAUGUUUAUAUUUUGCAUAUAAAAAUCACAGGGACCUAGUUUCAUCGUUUUUGGUUACAUGGACCUAGCUAGUUCCAUUCUA
Arachis stenosperma is the source of this 1669-nucleotide messenger RNA. Its product is annotated as protein LATERAL ROOT PRIMORDIUM 1-like. Lineage: Eukaryota; Viridiplantae; Streptophyta; Magnoliopsida; Fabales; Fabaceae. Gene Ontology annotation, cellular component: nucleus. Gene Ontology annotation, molecular function: DNA binding; DNA-binding transcription factor activity. The transcript has 3 exons. The record is from RefSeq and is a predicted model, not a curated record. Bases 365 to 1414 code for a protein of 349 amino acids. Gene Ontology annotation, biological process: positive regulation of DNA-templated transcription.